AAGGACCGAAAAAAAUAAAAGAAAUCACCAUUAACGGGUAAGAGUCAAGUGUUGAACAACAAAACUUUUGUCCAGUUCUCUGAGCUUUUACUUUAGGAUCUACGACUACGAGGUAGUUAACAAAUGGAAGUAGAGAACACUAAUUGAUCCAAUCAGCUAAGAAGAGAAGAAAUGUUAAAGGUAGCAGCUUUUCUUAGCUUAGUUUGGGCAGUGAGCCUCCUCUAUGGCGAGAUGUUCGCAUUUUGGGUGCCUUAUCUUUGGUCCUGUUCUUGGCCUCACCUUCCUCCUUCUACGAGGGAUGGAGUAGAUCAUCAACGUGACUAUGUGAAAAUUGCUGUUGUUACUGAUCCUCAGCUCAUGGAUAGAACCUCUCUUCAUCUUGCCCCGAAAUCCCUUGCACUUGAAGCUGCUCAGUUCUAUACAGAUUUGUACAUGCGUAGGGCAUUCCUAUCUUCUAUUUUACCUUUCAAACCAGAUGUGAUUCUGUUCCUAGGUGAUUAUUUUGAUGGUGGGCCUUUUCUGUCUGAUGAAGAAUGGCAGGAAUCCUGGAGCCGGUUUAAGCAUAUAUUUAACAUUGAUAUGCUUGAGCAAACUGCAAACAUAAAGCUUUACUACCUUGCUGGAAACCAUGAUAUAGGGUAUGCUGCUUUUCACUCGCAUAUGCCAGAGGUUAUCAGACGCUAUGAGAGAGCAUUUGGUGCAAGGAACUAUCAAUUUACAGCUGGAAAAGUAGAUUUCAUCGCAAUCGAUGCACAAACCUUGGAUGGGAAUCCCCAAAACAAUGUAACUUCUGCCAUAUGGAAUUUUGUCAAAAAUGUCUCAGAGCAUCCAUCUUCGAAUCCAAGGGUUCUAUUGACUCAUAUACCAUUGUAUCGGCCAGGUCUAACUGCAUGCGGUCCAUAUCGUUCAUCAUCAAUCAUUAAUCAGAGAAUCAACCGUGCUGCUCGUGAUAAUGAAAUAUUAUAUCAAAAUUAUAUUACUGAAAACGGAACAAAUGACCUGCUUGAGUCUAUCAAACCUGCACUAAUUCUUUCUGGGCAUGACCAUGAUCAGUGUACAGUAACCCACAGAUCCAAAUAUGGUUCUGUAAAAGAGCACACUCUAGGGACCAUAAGCUGGCAGAUGGGAAAUCUGUUUCCAUCUUUCAUGCUAUUAUCUGCAAGUAAUCUUAUCUUACCAGCCGGAUCAAUGGCAGAGGAGGCAAUUUCCACCAAAGUUUGCUUUCUCCCUGUGCAGACGUACAUUUAUAUUUGGUAUCUAGUGCUGUUUGUCAUGACCGUUCUUAUUGCCGUCCUUUGGCCAACAAAUGGGGUGCUCUUUCCACACUAUCUUGGUGAAUUUCUGAAGAAUAUUAGAAGUCUAAUUAGUUCUAGCAUUUCUGGAGGUGGGACAAAACUUAAAAGCGAAGAUGAGAUAUAUGAAUAUGAGGAGAUUUGGGAUGCAGAAGGAUCGAUGCACCUUAUAAAGAAAACCUUUAAAGUUUCUUCUGCAUGCUCAAGUGAAAGCGCUUUGGUAGAACGGGGUAAUGCUAUCAUGCGGUCAGUUGCCAGAAAACCUAAUGCACAGGAAACAGAUGCCUCAAUUCCCACGGAUGUGACUUUACAUAUAGGAUUAGAUGCCGCGGUAAAAGCACAGCCUCGGACAAACAAAUCAAAGACAAAGAUGGUAAUUAGGAGAUUGGUGCGGACAUUAAGUAUAAUUAUUAUUGUUGCAGCUUUUAAUGUCCCUCUAUAUAUGAUGCUUCUUUUCAAAGAUUGGAUUGAUAAAUGAUGUUACUAUUCAAAUAUGCCAGUGAUGCUGGUUAGAUUAGGUACUUCCCAAUUAGCAGCUGUUACCUCUUUCACAUGUUCCAGGUGUUCAGUUGCUCUGUUGAUGUAAUUGCCAAUUGGUAUUGUUGUUGUAACUGUUGUUGUUUUGACAUAUCCCUUAGUUGAUCAAGUAAUUAGUACCAUUGAGGAUUUGAGCAGAAGAUUGGUUUGUUUACAUAACAUAACGAUGCUAUUAUGCUAUCCGAGCUAUCUGUUCGAA
Nicotiana tabacum (common tobacco) is the source of this 2028-nucleotide messenger RNA. RefSeq lists its product as uncharacterized. Gene Ontology annotation, biological process: GPI anchor biosynthetic process. The record is from RefSeq and is a predicted model, not a curated record. Lineage: Eukaryota; Viridiplantae; Streptophyta; Magnoliopsida; Solanales; Solanaceae. Gene Ontology annotation, molecular function: hydrolase activity. Gene Ontology annotation, cellular component: endoplasmic reticulum.